Molecule: messenger RNA, 2884 nt
Organism: Ostrea edulis (European flat oyster)
Lineage: Eukaryota; Metazoa; Mollusca; Bivalvia; Ostreida; Ostreidae
Exons: 4
Coding region: 1-981 (326 amino acids)
Source: RefSeq, a predicted model, not a curated record
AUGUUCGAAGAAAAAUAUGUGUUGUUACACCUCCAAGAGUUUAAGAAUAUCGCUAGACUGUCUUACGUCCGGUUUAAUUGCACUGAAUUGAAAGCAGCUAGCAUUGAAGUUUCCACGGGGAAUAAUCAACGUUAUGUGAAGCUGAGCAGAUUUUGUAUCACGGCAAAAGAAAGGUCAUUCUACACGUUCAAAGUCAAAGCUACUAACGAUGCCCAUAUCGCUUUAAUGAGUGCAGACGACGACACCAAGCCCUUAUAUGAAAUAGUUCUUGGAGGAUGGGGCAAUAGCAAGUCCUGUUUGAGAACAAGAAAACAAUCUUCUUGUAAAUCCACACAUCAAGGAGGCGUUGUAAGUGGAACAACCUACAAGUCAUUUUGGGUAUCUUGGAUCAACAGCAGGAUUACUGUUGGUUUAGAGGAUAUCGUGGAUCAGAAUGCAGUGAUGGAAUACUACCAUGCUACUCCAUACUCUGUGAACUUCUUCGCUGUGAUGACAGGCUGGGGAUCAACGGGACAUUGGAUUUUCAAAAAUGAUGUCAGCUGCAAUCUUGAGACCUACAACAAUACCGGCAUUGUUGAAAACAACACAGAAUGUCAUGGUACAACAAAGUACGAAUGUGAUGUUGGAUACUAUCUCCACACAGGCAAUCUACAGCGCACCUGCUCCCUCAACAAGAAGUGGUUAGAGGAACCACCUAUUUGUAAACGUUGUAUGUGUCCUUGUUCACUGACAGGUCAGCAAACUAUCAACUCAACAAGAGAAUUAGAAGAAAAAAUAACACAGAUUAAAAAGGAACUAAAAGUCAAUAAAAAAUCUACGAACGCUUUUCUUCGAAAGAAAAUUAGUGCUCCGGAUUUCCGACCAUCGUCAGUUCGCAUAGGGUAUAUCUGCGGCUAUGGCAUUCUAAUUUCUGUGGUUUCAGUCAUACUGAUUUCAGAUGUACCCAGAUUGUAUAGACAUAUUUGGUUUGGUAUAGACUGAAAGUUAUUUACGAGAUAUUUUUCAGCAAAAUAUUUGUCUUUUGUGAUUGACUUUUCAUCCUUACAGCUACUGUAUAGAGGAUUAUUUCCGCCCCGUGUUAUUUUUGCCUUUCUACACGUACAGACGAUUUUACCAUGGUAUACAACAAGGACGAAAAUAAAACAGGUCGAAUAUUUUCCUGUAUACAGUAUCCAGCUACUACGCAUUACAGUAAUAUAAUUCGUGCUAAAAUUAGACAUGCAGUUUUCACUGUAUGAGAAGAGCGUGUAAGUUACAGUGAAUAUGAAAAUUUGUAAAUACAUCAUCUUGGACGAAUUUGGCUCCACUUUUUUGGCACGCUGUUUUUGGCUAUAUUUAGCUCUAAAACUUCAUAGUUAUUUCGGAUUUCAAAGAUUUCGGUUGAGCAUCACUGAAGAGACAUUAUUUUUCGAAAUGCGCAUCUGGUGCAUCAAAAUUGGUACCGUAUAAGUUUUACAUCAUCAUGUAUAUACAUGUACUAGCUAAAACAUUGGACUUCUGUUUCACGUUUAAUUUUGGUUGUUAUUUGCUGUUUUUGAGGUUGAUUGGUUGUGUAUUGUUUAACCUCCCUCUCGAGAAUCUUUUACUCAUAUGGAAAAUUUAGACUCGGUACUUACGGCCUUUGAGCAGGUAGUGAUCUUUAUCGUGACAGACCUGCUGUGACACGGGACCUCGAUCAGUGUAUGUGUCACAUACAAAUGCAUGCCAACUUAUUUAUAUUGUGUAGUAUGGAUUGUCAUAUAAAAUUGUUUAGAUCUUUUUUUAUAUAUUUGUUUAUUAGCAUAAAAUAUUCAUUUAUAUUAUAACAUGAAUGUAAAACACUAUAUGUUUUAUAUGCAAAAUACCCUUCUUUUUGUUAUACUCAAAGCCACUAUCUAGAGGGUCCAGUCCUCUGAGAGAGCUGCCUAAUGAGUUAAAUAUGAGCUUUAAUGAUGUGAUGUGGACUCAUUAUGACAGCGCGGCGUAUGUACUUGUAUAUUUCGCUGUAAACAUUGCAUAUAAUAACUAUUUAUAGUAUUAUUCACUGAAUGAAAAGUUGAAGAUAACGAACAGUGAACAAUCUCUUAACUCCUAUAGGGGCCUCCAUGGCCGAGUGGUUAGAGCAUUGCGCUCAAAAUCACACGGCCUCUCACCUCUGUCGGCGCGGGUUCGAAUCCCGCUCGCGCCGGCAAGUGGGAAAGUUUCCCAGUUUACUUUCGGAAGGUCGGUGGUCUCUUCCCAGGUACAUUGUACCUGGAUUCUCUCUUCCACCAAUAAAAACUGGGCGCCACCAUAUAACUGAAAAAUUGUUGAGUGUGGCAGAAAACAUCAAAAACAAACAAACUGAACUCUUAUAAGGAAUACAAAAUUAAGAGUUGGGCAAAACACGGACCCCUGAACAUACCAGAAGUGGAAUCAGGUGCCUAGGAGAGUAAGCAUACCCGUCGACCAGUCACACCCGCCGUGAGCCUUAUAUCUUAAUCAGGUAAACGGAGUAAUCCGUAGUCAAAUUCAGUGUAUAUAAACGAACGACCUAACCAUAGAUAUGAAACAUGCCAUAGAGCAUUUGCCCCAAUGACAGGUUGUGUUUGCGAAAUGCUGACUUUAAAUGAGACUGUUGAAACCCCUGUAACAUCAACUUAUUUGCCAGUAGCCGGUCUCGAUUUAACAAAAAUCAUACGCGGAACAAGCUCACGUUCUUUCGUAUUUGUUUCAAAUCAUUGCAGUAUAAUUUGAAAUAAUGACACUGUUACAGUGACGAUUCAGUCGCAAACACAAUUCAAUACAUAUGAAAUUAUUCGAUGUAUUUUAUUAAAUUUAUUAUUCUCAUCAUAAUGUAUGUUUUUGUAUCACGUGGGAUGUUUUAACAAGCAUGCAGACAAAUAAAUAGUGUUCUACACCAAUU